This is a messenger RNA of Ornithorhynchus anatinus (platypus), 613 nucleotides long. RefSeq names its product chromosome 6 CXorf65 homolog (gene C6HXorf65). The transcript is spliced from 6 exons. The record is from RefSeq and is a predicted model, not a curated record. Lineage: Eukaryota; Metazoa; Chordata; Mammalia; Monotremata; Ornithorhynchidae. Bases 46 to 579 code for a protein of 177 amino acids.
CUCCGGGCUUCCCCCGGGGCCCGGACGAGGCCCGGGCCCGAGGAAAUGUUCAUCUGCGUCAAACACGGAGACGCGCAGGAAUUUCUGGCCAACACCAACUGCUCCGUCCCGUUCCUGCUGCAGUACGCCCGACACAAGGUCGGGCUGCCCGACUCAGCGCCCAUCGACCUGUGCGACGAGGCGGGGACGCUGAAGCUGCUCUUCACGGCCAAGUUCCCGGGGGAGAGCGCCGCCAAGUACCUCCCGCCGCGGGGCAUCUACUACGUGUGCCGGCUGGAGCGGGGCCCGCCGGGGUCCCGCAACGAGAGCGCCUAUCGAGCCAUCGUCCCCAUCCUCGAGGACCCGGGACCCGGAUUACUGGACGCCCUGCGGGCCCAGUGCGAUUACCUGGAGAAGAAUCGCCUAAAGCUUCACCGUGGGCAGGAGAAGAGGGUCCCCGCCAUCGACUCCUCCGGCUGUCUCUCGGCCAAAGGCACGGGACGCGGGGGGCCGACGGAGGAGGAGGCUCUGGGGAGGAGGGGGCUUCCCGUCUCCAGGGCCAAAUCCGAAACCGGCGGCAAGAAGGAGAGACACCGCUGAGCAAUAAACCCCGCGCGCGCUCGACGACCCAAAA